GACAUCACCAUGGCCACCCCUCCCAGCUCGUUCGCCGCCCAGGAGCCCCUCACCCCUCCGCGGCCCAACCACUCUUCCCUCAAGCCCAACCAGGUGGGCCAAGUGGUCCUGUACGGCGUGCCCAUCGUCUCCCUGGUCAUAGACGCCCAGGAGCGCCUGUGCCUGGCGCAGAUCUCCAACACCCUGCUCAAGAACUACAGCUACAACGAGAUCCACAACAGGCGGGUGGCGCUGGGCAUCACCUGCGUCCAGUGCACGCCGGUGCAGCUGGAGAUCCUGCGGCGGGCGGGCGCCAUGCCCAUCUCCUCGCGCCGCUGCGGCAUGAUCACCAAGCGCGAGGCUGAGCGGCUGUGCAAGUCCUUCCUGGGCGAGAACAAUCCGCCCAAGCUGCCCGACAACUUCGCCUUCGACGUGACGCACGAGUGCGCCUGGGGCUGCCGCGGCAACUUCAUCCCGGCGCGCUACAACAGCUCGCGCGCCAAGUGCAUCAAGUGCUCCUACUGCAACAUGUACUUCUCGCCCAACAAGUUCAUCUUCCACUCGCACCGCACGCCCGACGCCAAGUACACGCAGCCCGACGCCGCCAACUUCAACUCCUGGCGGCGCCACCUGCGUCUGACCGACAAGACGCCGGCGGACGAGAUGGUGUACGCCUGGGAGGACGUCAAGGCCAUGUUCAAUGGCGGCAGCCGCAAGCGGGCGCUGCCCUCCUCCGGUCACAUGGGCUCCAUGAGCUCCAUGAUGAAGUCGUCGUCGGGCUCCGUCCUGCCCCACAUGAUGCCGCCGGAGCUGGGCCAGAAGAGGCCCAGAGGUGGAGGAGGAGGAGGCGUCGGAGUCGGAGUCGGCGGUGGAGGAGGGGUCUUCGACGAUGACGACGACUUAGACGGCAGCAGCCUGUCGCCCCACAAGAGCGCGCGCAGCUACCCCGUCAUCCCCGUGCCCAGCAAGGGCUUCGGCAUGCUCCAGAAGUUCCCCACCACCUCGCUCUUCCCCAGCCCCUACCCAUUCCCCGCCUUCGGCCUGUGCCAGCAGAAGAAGGACGACGGGGACCUGGUGGUGGGCACCAACGGGCAGAAGAACCCCGGCCUCUCCGGCCUGCUGUGGCCCGCCCGCAAGGACGCCUUCUACCCGCCCUUCUGCAUGUUCUGGCCGCCACGCGCCGCCGGCGGCAUCCCCGUGCCCACCUACCUCCAGCCCCAGCCCCAGGCCCUCACCUCCCUCACCGACAACCCCUCGCUCAGGCAGGCCUUCCUGGAGCUCUCGGACCCGGGUGGCGAGACCGGAGCCGGAACCGGAGCCGGAGGUGUAGGAGGGCUGGGCGGCACGCCGCGUUCUUCCACGGGGCUGUUCGAGAGCGACUGUCCGUCAUCGGUAGUGGGUGUGACCCCUGACCUCCGGCCGGCGUCGGAGAGCUGGCUCAAACUCCUGGACGCGCCCUCCCUGCAGGCGCGCAAGGCCAGCUACCACUCGGCCUUCAGGCCCGUGGUCAAGGACGCGGACGGCAGCAGCAUCGCCAAGCUGCACGGCAGCCUGCCGGAGGAGUUCGGGGUGGUGGGCAGCGGCGUCGGCGGCGGUGCGUCAGAGCGCCCCCACCUGUCUCCCGGCACCAGCUGCAGCUACCAGAGCGACAGUGCUGGCGAGAGCGACGAGGAGCAAGAGGUGGACGUGGAGACCAAGCAGGACGACGAAGAGGAGGAGGUGGAGGACUUUGGGCUGCGGCCGCCGCCGACGUCCCAGCAGCCUUUGCACCUGCGUGGCCUCGGCCUUGCUCCCUCCGACAGCAGCAGCAGCAGCAGCAAUGGCAACACGUCAGCGUCCGAGCAACAGAGGAGUAAAGAACCGGAACCCUUCUCCUCCGCGCUCGGCUCAGACAACGCCAACACCGCCGCCACAGGACUUGACGACAAACCCGGGCUGCCGGCUGUCAGUCCGCCCGCUUCUCUCAAGGUCCCCAGCCCCAUCCACGCUUCGCUGGAGGACAUGGCGGCGUACAAAAAUAGCCACAAGAGCCAUGAGGAAGGUCUGCCCGCUUACGCAGCCAAAGACACCACCAGCCAUUCAGAUGAAAACAAAGAACCGUCGAGUUUCUUCGGGUCGGAGACUGAAUCGUCUGCGCAAGAGUACUGGCGAGACACCCCAGGAGAACAAAAUCAAGAUUCCCAUUCACCAGUAUCACUGAAAAAGGAUGUUGAGAACAUGGAAAAAGAGGAGCUUCAGAAGGUGCUCCUGGAGCAGAUUGACUUGCGAAGAAGACUGGAGCAGGAAUUCCAUGCAUUAAAAGGCAGCUCGCCGUUCCCCGUUUUCCAUAAUUUCCAGGACCACAUGAAGAGAGAGCUGGCGUACCGGGAGGAGAUGGUACAACAGCUACAGAUGAUUCCCUAUGCAAACAUCCUCAGAAAAGAGAAGGUCGGCCAGCACCUCAGCAAGAGCUAAACGAUCAUUUGGGACACCAUGUCAUGUGAUGCCAAGCACCUCGUUCCUCUGAAUAUUCCUGGAGCUGAGAAGGGUUUACAGAAGGCCUGUGGCUAUCUGUGAGCGGCACCGAACUGAACUCCCAAAAUGCAACAGAAGUGACCUCAUGACCCCGUCUUUCCCUUGAACUGUCUUUGAAUGGCUGAAGUGGCAAAGAGGGAAAUCAGCUGUUAUCAACGCGGAGCAUCUAAAAAACCUCCCUCAAGGAAACCUACCUUCGGAAUGGAAGAAAGAGAGAG
Molecule: messenger RNA, 2711 nt
Organism: Engraulis encrasicolus (European anchovy)
Lineage: Eukaryota; Metazoa; Chordata; Actinopteri; Clupeiformes; Engraulidae
Gene: skor2
Product: SKI family transcriptional corepressor 2
Exons: 8
Coding region: 10-2433 (807 amino acids)
Biological process (GO): negative regulation of BMP signaling pathway; negative regulation of transcription by RNA polymerase II
Cellular component (GO): nucleus; transcription regulator complex
Molecular function (GO): RNA polymerase II cis-regulatory region sequence-specific DNA binding; SMAD binding; DNA-binding transcription factor activity, RNA polymerase II-specific
Source: RefSeq, a predicted model, not a curated record